Molecule: messenger RNA, 1595 nt
Organism: Rhagoletis zephyria (snowberry fruit fly)
Lineage: Eukaryota; Metazoa; Arthropoda; Insecta; Diptera; Tephritidae
Source: RefSeq, a predicted model, not a curated record
AUCACUUCGAUUUGGCAAUCAGCUGUUUUCUUUUGACCAAAACAAAUCGAUCGUUGAUUCGCUUUUGUGGGUCUUUUCCUCAGACGGGUUGCAAAACAGUGGGCGUGGGCCACCAACUUCAUCAUGGCUAUGUUGACGCGUCGUACUUCACCCGGUUCACCAAAGGCUUUUCAGCGUUUCCAAAACUGCAUUGCCUUUCUAUGGCCGUCGCUUAAUUCCGGGACAACUCAAACAAAUUCAGUGCAGCGUAAAUCGACACAAAUGGAUGCAAUCGAUUGCUUAACAAACGAAUUGGUAAGCCGCAACUCAAAAAAAUGGGAUGAGCUGAGAGAUUCGUUUACUAUGAAGAGUAAUACACCGGAUCUUAAUGCAAGCAGUUAUAGCGAAAAUAAUGAAUUAGAGUCAAUCAGUUUCGGUCAGAAUGUGAAUAUUUUGUCCAAAGGUGUUGUAACUGAUUUGCAGGCUAUUCGUUCGCCACAAUUGGGACUAGAUAUACGAUCGUUGUCUCAAGCACAAUUAGACAAUUUGUUGCUAUCUACUGUAGAAAUAAAAAAUAAACCCGAUUUUCUGUACCUAAUCAGGCAGUGCGUUCGUCAUCAGCAGUUGCCAUCCAAUGAAGUGCUGGUGUCUUGCCUUAAAUACCUCAUGCAAUUAUGUCGCUUGCAACAGAUAGAGUCAUUGGCAGAUCUGUGUAAAUUACGUGCUCAUCCACUUAUAAAAGUAUAUGCCAAUUUUGCGCCUUUCAAAGCCAUGGCGCUCUGGCGCAGUGGCAGUGCGGAUGUAGCUUUGAUGACUUUGCACCGUGGCUAUAGUGAUUGUAUUGAAACGGAUGAGGGCCGAAGAAUGGCGCGGAAUGUGUUUCGAACCAUCGUCGAGGAAACUUUGGCACAGAAAAGCGAGGCUGUUUUGGUUUCGCUAAUGCAAGUGGCACGCUCAAUUUACAUUGAGCAGAAGGAUAUUUUCGUUAUAGCCUGCGUGUGGAAGCAAUGCUUUGCAAGUGAAUGGUUUUGUGAUCAAAAAUCGGCUACCGACCUCUAUGAACAUUACACAGAGUUGCAACAGCUUGUGGCAAAGAGAUCAAGUUCCCUUUCCUCAUCAUUUAUACGAGCGAAUAAUAUAGAUGCCGUUCAUCGGCUUAUUGAAGCUUUUUUGCAAAAAGAUCAACGCGAUGCUUGUGCUAACUGCCUUAGCAUAUUGUUUAAUCACCAAUAUCUACGGGGUGACUUGAGAGCGUGUGCUGAGAUCAUCAAGUCCUGUAGCGAGUUGGAUAUGCCGUUGAGCGAAGUUCAAAAUGAACAGUUUUUGAGUUUGUUCCUCAAUCAGCCGGCAGCCCUUGGAUCUCGAAAUAACGAAAGCUAUCAAUCAAAACCAGUCAAAGAAUAUCAAUAUAAAUUUUAAUUCCAUUUGCAAGGAUGCAACAGUUUAUUAGAAUUAAACAUAGGGCGUUUUUUUUAAUUAAGGAAAUCGAAUUUUAGUGUUCGUUGUUAAAUCAGUCACGCAUUCUGUACUGAGUGAAAUAUCGUAACGUUGCACGUACAAUUAUUCAUUACGUAAAGAUCUUAAUAAAGCAAUAAACUGUUUAAUGUUGUACUAUA